AUGGCGGCGCUGGGCCGGCCCUUCGGCGGCCUCCCGUUGAGCGGCGCCUCGGAGUUCCUGCCGCCGCCCGCGGCCUUCGCGCCCGACGCCGCCGCCGCCCAGCCGGGCCCGAGAGCGGGGAGCCGCGGCGGCGCGAGCGGGGGCCCGGGCGGGGGCGCGGCGCGAGGACGCUUUACGCUUCACUGUAAAAAGAAGCACAAGCGAGAGGAAGAGGAUGAUGAUUGUCCAGUAAGAAAGAAAAGAUUAACUGAAGCAGGCCUCAGUGCUGGGCCUAAUGACUGGGUUCUUUGUGCACCUCAACAGUUAGAGGGACAUGGAGUAAAUUUGUGUACUAGUGCCCUUUCUGGACCUGGCAUGACAGAUGUUAUUUGCGAAGAAAUGGAUCAGACAACUGGAGAACCGCAAUGUGAAGUUGCCCGGAGAAAGCUUCAGGAAAUUGAGGACAGGAUAAUUGAUGAAGAUGAAGAAGUUGAAGCAGACAGAAAUACUAACCAUCUCCCCAGUCUUGUUCUUUCGGAUACAAUGAAAACUGGUUUGAAAAGGGAAUUUGAUGAAGUCUUUACAAAGAAAAUGAUAGAGUCCAUGGCCAUGCUGGAUAGUGCUGAGAGCCGUCCUUCCAUGGAACUUGUGCUCUGGAAACCUCUCCCUGAACUUCUUUCUGAUAAGCCAAAGCGGUCAUCUAAUGCUAAGAACUACCCAGGAGAGAACCAAACUAAGCAUGCAACACCUGCAACUGCCUUCUCUCGGAGAACUGAACUGUUCUUGGAACCUCAGCAUUUAGCAAUGCCUGUUUACAAUGGUUUGGAGGCAGCUGCUUGCACAGAAGAAGAAAUGGAACUCUAAUAGGUGUCUGUACUAAAGCUGUCCAAGUUGAGAAGGCUCAUGUGUUCAGUCAUGAAUCCACUUGCAUAGUAAGGGCCUUUAAUGUUUUAUGAAACGGGUGUCAUAAUAUCUCUCCCUGUGUGGGCCUCUCAUUCUGGGUAGCUAUUUCUUGAGUUCAGUGAUUUGCCAAGAAACUUGUCUCAAGGGAAAAGCAAUUUUCUCGGGGAUUUAUUGAGGAAGUGUGAGAUUUCAAACUGCAAAGGCAAGUAUAGAAGUUCUACAUGUAAGAAUGAUAGUCAUCUGUCAGAUUGUCUAAAACCAUUCAGAUACUUGACAAAGAUGCAUUGGGAAAGAAGUAUGUUCCUGUUGUAUACCUUAUAGUUGGACUCACAGCUUUGUAGAUAUGACUUUGUUUAUUUACCCUGGUGAAUAUAUAUACACACACAAAUAUAUCUAUACACAUAUAUAUACAUAUGUGCAUAUAUGUACGUAUGUGAGUAUAUAUAUAUAUGCACUCAUAUAUGAUUUGGGUGAAGAAGCCAAGGUAGUUGUUGUUUGGGCCUAUCACUAAGAAAUUGAACAGGCCCUGAGACUUGUGUAUUUGUUGUCAAUUUAUUGUAGCUUAAUUGAUUAAAUAGUAGCAUUGUGGCUCACCUCAUAGGAAAAUACAAAAGAAAACUUUCCUUCAAGGCUUUACUUGCCUUGUGCUACUGUUGCUCCUUGGUUUCUCUUACAUAAUUGAUAAGCCCAGUUAUUCAGCAAUGUUUACAACUUAAUUAAUUCUGAGUGCUAGUUUUGAAGAAAGCCUGACUAAGUUACUGGGAGAAGCAUCUUGCUUCUUAGAUAAUCCCCAAGAAAUGCUGUGUCUGCUAAGUCCUUGACAACUUCUGUAUUUAAAAAGAAAAAGUUGUUGGGCUGGAGUGAUAGUACAGCAGGUAGGGCACUUGCCUCACACACAAUCGACUCAAUUCAAUCCUGUCAUCCCACAUGGUCCCCAAGCACUGCCAGGAGUAAUCCCUGAGCAUCACUGGGUGUGGUGUGUCUCCUCCCCAGACCCCCUCCCCAAAGAAAGCUGUUUCUGAAGUUAAGUUAUAAGAAAUGACUGAAUAGUCAAGAGAAUCGGUAAGUGACUAGCUAAUUUGCCUACUUGGUACUUCAACCAUGGUACAGAUAGCCUAAAAAUUAGUAGAAAUUAGCUUCCUGAUAGCAGGAAAUCUUCAUAUUAAGAUUUUAAACCAGGUUUAAGGUAUAGGUAACCAAGUUUGAAUCUUUUCCCCAUAGGAAGAUCUCUUCUGUGUGGCUAGCACUUGUAGUGCA
Messenger RNA from Suncus etruscus (white-toothed pygmy shrew), 2139 nucleotides. RefSeq names its product coiled-coil domain-containing protein 117-like. The transcript has 2 exons. The coding region runs from base 1 to 843 and encodes 280 amino acids. The record is from RefSeq and is a predicted model, not a curated record. Lineage: Eukaryota; Metazoa; Chordata; Mammalia; Eulipotyphla; Soricidae.